AGGCGCGUGCGCGGCUUUAACUAAUUUAUUUAAUUUCGAAAAAAUUAACUUUACUUUUAUUUGUUUUAAAACUAAUCAAAAAAGAUUAAAAUUAUACUCAAACUCAAAUAUCAUAUAAAGAGGUUUUGUUUUUUUUUUGUCAACUGCAAAGGAUAAGCCAAAAAAUGCCUGUGCAACCAAAAGUAACUUUAGCGCUGCUAUUUUUAACAAUUUUAACGAACUCAGUUAUUGCAAGACCCUACAAGGAUUCCCCAAUACAAACAAUUAUAGUUCCUUAUCAUCGUACAGUGAUUAGUGGACAAGCCUAUCAAUACCCGAAAUUGAGUGGUGAAAACCGACAUGUACUUAUACCUGACAAAAUGGAUAUGGUGCCGAAUUUCAACUUAAAUCAAGGUGCUAUGGCUGUGGGCAGCAAGAAAGGAGUUCCAUUGAAUUUCGCCGAUGGAGCUUACCCAGUCUACUAUAUGCCCGGUAAUGCGAAUGGAAGAUUCAAUGGACAAAUUUCACUGCUGACUUAAACGUUAAGAAAUUAUAUAUCGAAAAUAGUUAUAAGUGCUGUGAUAAAGUGAAUUGUAGUUUUAAUAACGAUAAUUAAAUAUAUUUAAAAAUGUAUAAUUAAU
Molecule: messenger RNA, 620 nt
Organism: Teleopsis dalmanni
Lineage: Eukaryota; Metazoa; Arthropoda; Insecta; Diptera; Diopsidae
Exons: 2
Coding region: 165-518 (117 amino acids)
Source: RefSeq, a predicted model, not a curated record